This is a messenger RNA of Trypanosoma cruzi, 5231 nucleotides long. Its product is annotated as dispersed gene family protein 1 (DGF-1), putative. The annotation marks the transcript as partial. Gene Ontology annotation, molecular function: Notch binding. The record is from RefSeq and is a predicted model, not a curated record. NCBI's taxonomy places the organism in Eukaryota, Euglenozoa, Kinetoplastea, Trypanosomatida, Trypanosomatidae. The transcript has a single exon.
AUGUGGUCUUCGGUGGGUGCGUGUCCGCGCAGCCGGCACCGUGUGCGGCGCAGUGCCAUUGCAGCUGUGCGUGUGGCGCUUCUUUUGGCGUUGGCGCUGGCUGCUGCUGCUGCGUGGAUGCCUGCGGUGCAUGCGGUGGUGUUGCGACUGCGGGGCGGCACGGUGGACAGAGCCAUCACGGUUGGCCGCGCCGUGGACACGGUGCUGAUGGACGGCGUGUGCAUCACGAACGGCGUGGCUGUGGUGUUCGACGUCGCUGCGAUGCUUCCCGGUGCGCUGCGCAUUGAAAUGAGGAACUGCGUGUGCGACGGCGGUGCGCAGAUCUACGUGCGGGGCUACAGCGGCGAGCCGACGAGUGACCGGAGCCUGGAGGUGAGCGUGAGCGGGCUGUCCGGGAGCUACUGCUCGCUUGUGUUUGUGGACAACCUGCCGGCACACACGAACGUGACGGUCCGUGACUCGACGAUUGUGACGGCGGGACCGAUGCGCUACUCGCAGCUGAGUGGGCUGACGGACGCGGUGGCGUCGCCGCUUGUGCUGCACGCGACGUCGCUGUUGCAGUCGCAGCUGCGUGUGAGCAACACUGUGCUGAGGUCGUCGCGGGCGGGCGGGUCGGCGGUGUACGUUGGCGGCGGUGUGGACCUGCUGUCGAGCGCGGUGGUGCUUGACGGCGUGUUGCUGGAGGCGUCGGGCGGUCCGACCGCGUCCGCGAUGCGUGUGGCGUCCUCGUCGCGCCUCAGUCUGCGGAGCCACUCGGUGUUCUCCGUGACGAACGUGUCGGUUGUGAGCAGCGGCGGCGGCAUUGUGCUCGGAGAGCGCCUUGCGGUGCUUGAUUCGGUGCUGCGCUUCGUGGCCGUCGAGGGGUCUGCUGCGUCGUCGCUGGUGCGCUGCGACGGUGGGACGGUCGGUGACGGCGGGUGGAUGGAGCUGCGCGACGUGUGGGCGGUGGGCGAGGCGUCGUCUGUGGCGUCGCUGUCGGGGGUGACGCUGAGCGGCGGCGCUGUGUCGAUUGCGCGCUGCACUGCCGCCGGCGCGACGCUCGUCUCCGGGCCGACGAUCACGAGCGGCGUCGUGUGGGUGCAGUGCAACCGUGCCGGCGGCCGGGUGCUGCAGAGCAGCGGAGACUAUCGCAUGGCCGGCCUGCCCUCCGUGAGCGUGGUGCCGUGCGACGGCUGUGCGGCUGCGCUGGCGUGCUUCGAUGUGCUGACUGCGUCGUUCUCCGACUGCGUGUGCAGCUGCCGUGCCGGCGGUGUGGGCGACGCGUGCAUGCCGUUCGACGUGCCGCCUGCGAGGGCCGGCGGCGGUGGUGGCGGUGCGCAGGGCUGCGUGAGUGGCGUGACGCUGACGGAGUCGGUGACGGUUGGCGGUGGGCAGGCGACGGCGUGCUUCGACUCGGUGGUGUUCAGCGGGCCGAUCACUGUGGCGGUGGACCUGCGCUCGAUGGAUGCGUUCGCUGACGCGCUGAACGUGACGCUGCGCGACUGCGUGCUUGCGGGCGGGUCGCAGCUGCGGAUUGGCGGCCUCAGCGAGAGCACGGCGCUUUCGAAACCUCACGCCCUCGUCAACAUGACGAAUGUGACUUCACUGGAGGGCACGAUUGUGCUGCAUGGCGCGAUACCGCUGCACUCGAGUAUACUGCUGGCGAACUCAACGCUGCGCGCGACGGUUGGCGGGUCGCAGUACGUGCCGGUGACUCCUGGCCGUGCGGGAUCCCGGUACGGCCCCGUGCUUGUCCUGGACGGUGUCCGGCUUCUGUCGACGCGGUUUGUCAUGACGCGGUCGACGCUGGUGUGUGGCGGGGAAUUGUGCGCUGCGAUCCUCGUGGAGCGCAGCCUCGUCGUGAACAAGUCCAGCGUCUUUUACAUGGACAACUGCGCUGUCCUGUCGCGGACGCACGUGAUUUACGCUCUUGCGUCGGAACUGCGUGUUGGCAGCGGCUCCGUGUUCUCCAUACAGAACAGCUCGUGGAGUGCGCCGAGCACCGAAUUCCACAAGGGCUCGUGCGUGUUCAAGGGUGUUGUUUUGGAUGGCGGCAGCGUGCUGCAGGUUGUGUCCAGCACUUUCCGUCUUGGCUUCGCCAUGCUCAUGGCAAACACGCUGACUGUGACUGGCGGCAGCUGGCUGGUGCACCGCGACAACGAGUUUCGCACCGCCUACGUUGUGUACGUGGCUGCCUACUACGGCGUUGCAUUUUGCGAUCGGAGUGUGUGGUCGAUACUUUACAACAACUUGACGUACGGCUCGUACUUGUCAACAAGUGUAAGUAUGACAAGCAACUGGUCACCGCCAUCCGACACGCGCCCGACCAUCUACGGCGUGUGCAACGAGGCAAUGGGCUCUCCUGUGACGAAUUACGGAGAAGACCUCAAUAUUGGAGCACCCGUGACGGUGUUGGACUGUGGCGCGUGCACCGUGGACUCCGUGUGCUUUGCAGCGAGGACGAGCAGCAUCAGCGGCUGUGAGUGUGUGUGCGCUGCUGGCGGCUACGGUGACACGUGCCUGCCAGCAGCGGUUCCGGACGGCCUUGGGCCGCUCCCGCUCCCCGACGCGAAGGACACGGAGGUCCGCUGCGUGCACGGUGGCAGCAUCAGCUCCGUGGAAUAUCCUGGUCCCGGUGUGCGUGGUCUGUGCUUCGUCAACGUGACCUUUACUGAUGCGAUUGUGCUGGACCUGUGGAGCUUCGACGCGCCAGAACAAACACUCAACAUCACGCUGCUGCAGUGCGUCCUCAUAGGCCUGUCGAUCAAGGGAAGUGGUGCGAGAGUGCACGUGAACGUGACAUCCUUGGUAUUGGAUCCUGGUGCAUUGGAGUUUGAGGGUGAUUUUGGUGCGAGCUCGCAGAUACUGGUGGUGGGCAGCACGCUUGUGACGACGUCGAGCCACGCCAUUUCCUUUGUGAAGUUUUUUCUCGGUGCGAACUCGACGCUGCUGCUACUUGACAACCGCAUCGAGGGGAAUCGGUACGCAAUUUGUUUCACCAUUGUUGCUGUCGUUGAUGGUGGCGGGAUCAUUGUGAAGGGAAAUACGCUGAGGACAACGGAGGAAGAUGAGGGUGUGGAAUCAUCUGUUUGCGUUAAUGCCGUUGGAGUGAAGAACGGCGGCUACAUUGACGUGGAGAACAACACGAUGAGCUCGGUCAAUGGCGUUAUUCUUUUUGGGGAUACCACCGUGAGCUCCGCGGGGCUGCUGAGAGUGGCGGAUUGCACCUUCGCUGGCGGUACUGAAUUUUUUGAUCCUGCGCUGGUGUAUUUGUCUGGCUCGGUGACCCUCGAGGGCGGUGCGCAGUGGCGUGUGACGGACAACAACGUAAGUGCAGCCUCAAUAAUAAGUAUAUCGCGUCCCGAGCACAAAAUUCGGCUGUCAGACAGUGGCACCACCGUGGCGCUUGCAAACAACCGUCAGGUGGAGGGAAGUGCAGUCUUUGCCAAACUUCUUCCACCGAACACGAUUGUGGCGUCGCCCGCGCAAUUUGUGGUUGGGUGCAACCUGCACGGCGAUGAGGAGGUGUCGUACGACGAUGUGUUUCCGGAGGAAGUGGUGAUUUUCAGGUGUGGCACGUGCAACGACGACGCGGCGUGCUACAUGCCCGGGACGGAGUCGGUGGACCGCAGCUCGUGCUCGUGCAGCUGCAGGGUCGGAUGGCAUGGCGCGUCGUGUCUUCCCCUCGAGGUGCCCGACACGGUCGUGCCGCCCUUGCCGGAGAGAGCCGUCGACGGCGACACGAGCUGCGUGGUGAACCAGACACUGACGAGCCUCACGCUGAAGAUGUGGAAGACGCACCACUGCUACGUGGAUGUGACAUUCAGCGGCGUGGGUGCUGUGUUGACGUUUUUCCUCAACAGUAUGCCGCUGCAUCUCCCCAUCAACAUCACUUUCACUGGGUGCACAUUCUGUGGCGGUGCCGCGCUGCAGUUUGUUGGUGGUGCUGAGGCGGCGGAGUCAUCUGGCGUCCUGAUCCGCGUGAGCCAGACAGUGAUGCGUUCCUCCACCGUUGCUUUUAUGCGUGCUCUCCCGCAGUACUGCGACAUUGCCGUCACGGAGAUAGAUGCGGUGCAGUCUUCUGUCGUCCAGCUGCCGGACAUUAUGAGCAACAUGCUGAGUGUUGUGAUGCUGCACGAAGUUGUCUUGAGUGCGUCCUCGCUGUUGGCCAGUAAAUUCAAGGUGCAUGGGUCGAGUUAUCGCGGGUUUGGUUUUUACUCGACAGGAGCGUUAAAGCUGGUGCGUGGCAGCUCGCUCUAUGUGCGGUACUGCAGCUUCGAGGAAUACAUGCAUCUGUUGUACAUGCAUAUCCUCAGUGUCCACGAUCACUCUGUUUUUGCGCUGCUCAACAAUACAAUGGCCUUUGGGGCAAGCCUUCUUUAUCUGCGCCACGGAUUCAGCGUGUCGGAUCACAGCGUGUUGCGCGUGGUGGGGAACAGCGGCUCCGUGCGCUACGCCAUCUGUAACGACAACUUGUGGACCGUUCAGCAGUCAAGCUGGUUGGAUUGGCGUGACAACGACGUGGGUUUGGGUGCAAUGAUAUACGGCACUGAUUCCGCUUUUGUGAGCAUCGACGGCAGUAGUGUGCUGACGCUGACGGGCUGCAAGAUGGGCUCGACGGGGUUGCCGGUGUCCCUGCUAUCUCGGGCUGACGCCGGCUACCGGUUUGUUGCUGGGUGUCUGACGGUCGCGGGACGGGAGGUGACGACGGCGGAAGAACUGGAGCUCCACGGCAUCACCAACGUGACGACGGUUGCUGUGUGCGGGGAGUGCACGAAGGAUGGCGACUGCUUUGCUCCGCUGACUACGGCGGUCAGUGACUGCAAGUGCCAGUGCGCUGCUGGAGGGCACGGCGAUGUGUGCGUCCCUGCGCCUGUGCCUGCUGGCCCGCCACCGCCACCGCUACCACCAGCAACACCCACGCCGCCACCACCGCCGGUUGGUGAGUGCAUCAGCGACUUGGUGUACCCCGAGGUUGCGCAGUCUGUGGGCGGCGGGCUGUCGUGGCUGUGCUACCGCAACGUGACGUUCAGCGGGGGCGGCAUGAGCCUGACGGUGCUGAUUGGGGCGAUGGCGGGCGACGUGGCGAAUGUCACGUUCGAUGGAUGCACGUGGAGGGACGGCGCCGUGCUGUUACUGUUGGGCAAUGCGUACGCCGCUGUGGGGUCGCUUAACAUCGUCGUCACCGGCAACACGUUCCGUGACGCGCUGCUCAGCCCGGAGGGUGUGUUUCCACCGCGCACGAACAUCAC